CCGCUGCCUGUCUGACCGCAGCCGCCGGCAGGAGAGCGCACACCAGCAGGAUCCUCAAAGUUUUUGUCCCCUUCACAUUCAUUUUUUUGAUAGCGCCUGUUCUCUUUAUCCACAUAAUGAAGGAAAGAAGACUCACCCAGCCUUUUGUGGCGAGAUGUAAACUAGUGCUGGUUGGGGACGUCCAAUGCGGUAAAACCGCAAUGUUACAAGUCUUGGCAAAGGAUUGCUACCCAGAGACUUACGUCCCCACUGUGUUUGAAAACUACACAGCCUGUCUGGAGCUUGAUGACCAACGUGUUGAGCUCAGCCUUUGGGACACAUCAGGUUCUCCGUACUAUGACAACGUCAGGCCGCUCUGCUACAGCGACUCAGACGCAGUGCUCCUCUGCUUUGACAUCAGCCGGCCAGAUAUAGUAGACAGUGCGCUGAGGAAGUGGAAAGCAGAGAUCCUGGAUUUCUGCCCCAGCACACGGAUCCUGCUCAUAGGCUGCAAAACAGACCUGCGCACGGACGUCUGCACGCUCAUGGAGCUGUCCAAUCAGAAGCAGACUCCCAUCUCCCAUGAACAGGGCUCCACCUUGGCCAAGCAGCUGGGAGCGGAGGCUUACCUGGAGUGCUCGGCCUUCACGUCGGAGAAGAGCAUCCACAGCGUGUUUCGCACCGCAGCGCUGGCCUGCAUGAACAAGCUGCAGCCGGCCAGCAAGCCCAGCCCCGUGCGCCGCCUCUCCAAGAGACUCCUCCAUCUGCCCAGCAAGACAGAGCUGCUCUCCUCCACCUUCAGCAAGGACAAGUCCAAGAGCUGCUCCAUCAUGUGAAUGAAACGCAUACUGCAAGGACAAGUUGAGCAGGGGAAAGAGAGGUGUAAGGGGGAUUUCUGUUUUCUGUAGAGCCUCUCUCUCCUCUGCAGCAUCCUCCCCAGCCGCCCUGACAGCCACUUCAAAAAGACCGCCACACUCCAUAUAAAUUCGGCUAUGAUACCGGUCUUUUUGAUCAUUACUUGUUGGCAACACAUAGUCCAGAGACAGAGUGAAAAAUGUUUGAUAUUAAGUAUAUGCUUUUGUAAAUUACCUGGCAGUUUAGGUUCAGAUUAAUCUUGCACACGUACAAAGAGAGCACAGCAGGCACUUUAAGAUGCAGACCUGUGAGACGAUGGGGUCUCCUAUUCCUCACAUAUAUGUUGCUGUGUGAAAGUGAGCUCAUGUAAGGUCAGCACCCUCUCUUUGCCAUGGAGAAAGUAGUUGUAAACAUUUAAAUUGAUUGCAUUAUGCUGAUGAAACCCAUUUGAAAUUCAGAUGCCCGUGCCCUUUCCCAUCCAUCCCUCUUUCUCCGAGCAUCUCCGAAGAGCGCGAUAUGGACUGAGUGAUGGGAUGAAGUGUCAAAUCUGACAGCAAGCGAGAGCAUUGGUAUCCAGAGAAAUGUAGCUUUGGGAAUUUAAAACAGAGGUCCUGGAAGGAAUUAUUCCCCCAUUGACCCUUCACAGUAUUCCGUUUGGAAAUUAAAUCUGACAGCGGAGGAAAGGGUAGAGCAGGGAGGGAUUUGGCGAGCAGAGUGCUCAUUUGCAAAGGCAGUAGGAGGAUGAACCGAGAGCACAUCUGAAGGAGCGGAAUGUGACUCAACGCUCACAUGGGCCACAAACCGACUGGGGUGGACAUGCUGUGACAAAAAAAAAAAAAAAAAGAAAAAGAAAAAGAAAAGACACAAAAACAAAAAUCCAGAGCCAUGUAGAGACUGUAAAGCAUGUUUUUGUAAGACUCUGUUCCUUUAUCCAUCAUCACAUCAGUCUUAAUUGCCUCAUUAACACACUGUAAAGACAUGUUUUUUUUUAGUGGUCUCAGACGAUGUGAUGCAUCAUCUGUUCCCUGCUAUAAGAGCUGCUCACUGGAUACCAGUUUUUAGUACUGAAAAAAGAAAAUCAUUGUUUUUUUUUUUGUGCAUUUUACAAGAUAAAAAAGGGAAGUCCACCUGGAUAAAAUGGUUUAAAUAUGCCAAAAACAGUUAGCACAAAAUAUUCCUCGGAGAUACACAACAAUUUAAAGAGAAAUAACUUUUAAUUGCAAAAUUGAAAGUCAAGUUGGCCCGCUCAUUAAGCCUAAACAAGCUCCCCAGUGCUGGGGGACAAGCUGAAUUUUCAACGCUAACAAUGUCACGUCCCAUUCCAAGACGCCUGCAUAGGUGCAUUAACACGACAUGUCCCCGGGCUGAUGCUGGCCAGGAGGGACAUGGCUGAAUUUAAACAUACAAACAGGCUGGUCCUGUUUGGGGAAAGAUAUUGGUCUUCUUUUUCUUUCUUCUUAUGGCUUUAAAAUGCUUUAUGAAUUUAUAUUUUAAGGUUUCCUCACAAGUAUUCUUGACAUCCUCCGUUUUUCUUUUUAAAUAGCUUUUCUGGGUGUUUCUAAUCGCUCGUGGUAUGUCUUUUUUGCUGUUUUUGUAGUUGUUGAUGUUGUUCUCGUAUUCACUUUGAGUCUUCUGGCGUCGGGGGCUGUUGACAGCUCGGCUAAUGGAGGACUUGAUGAUUUGUAGGUUUGCACAGAAGCCCAGAGUUCUUUGGACGUACAGAACACUGGAAUUUAAUGUGUUGCCUAGCAACAGUGUGAGCAGGGGCAGGCGUGAGCAGGGCUCCUGUCUCGCAGAGAGAGAGGGAUGGCUCUCCGAGAGGGUGCCUCACCUUUUAUUUGUAGCAUUACACAGAAACCACAGCUAAGGUGAUGGCUAGACAUUUCAGGGAGCGGUGGGCUAUUCACAAUCUCUAUGUGGGCUUGAGGACCUCACACCGGUAGCAGCCUCCGAUGGGUUAUUUGAAGCAACACACCAUUUAAAAACACGUUUUUAAAGCUGUCUGGACCUCUGCAGUCAUUAAUUCAUGUCUUAGUCCUAGUCGGAGCACCUGUUUGUGUGCAGCUCUAUUCAAACAAGCUCCGUUUUGUUGAAUAUCCAGCCAUCAUUUCACCAUUUCUACUCUUUUGCUUGUUUUUCUGCAGACAGACAUGUGUCGUUGUACAUAUCCUUCCUAUUGUAAAUCUGUUUAUUAGAACCCCCCCCCCCCCAAAAAAAAGAAUGUUACUGACGCAAAAUGAAAUGUUUCUGUGAACUAGCCGGUAAUGGCUUUAAUUUAUUGAUUGAAUUCUGUAUUGGUUAUUGUCAUACGCUAUUUUGUUCUCAAAACCUGGAUUUGAAUAAAUAUUUCUGAAGUUCUU
Myripristis murdjan (pinecone soldierfish) is the source of this 3194-nucleotide messenger RNA. RefSeq names its product rho-related GTP-binding protein Rho6-like. Lineage: Eukaryota; Metazoa; Chordata; Actinopteri; Holocentriformes; Holocentridae. Gene Ontology annotation, molecular function: GTPase activity; GTP binding. Gene Ontology annotation, biological process: small GTPase-mediated signal transduction. The transcript is spliced from 5 exons. Bases 117 to 815 code for a protein of 232 amino acids. The record is from RefSeq and is a predicted model, not a curated record.